Molecule: messenger RNA, 1587 nt
Organism: Gymnodraco acuticeps
Lineage: Eukaryota; Metazoa; Chordata; Actinopteri; Perciformes; Bathydraconidae
Gene: nosip
Product: nitric oxide synthase interacting protein
Exons: 10
Coding region: 181-1089 (302 amino acids)
Cellular component (GO): nucleus
Molecular function (GO): ubiquitin protein ligase activity
Source: RefSeq, a predicted model, not a curated record
GCACCUACAAGCUGGUUUGCCAACCGCCAAUAAACACUAAAGAAGAAGAAGAAGGAAACGGAAGCAGAAGAAGAAGAAGAAGAAAGCGACGAAGACGAAGAAGUAUUUGUUCGGUGGAUGUUUGGCUGUCUGUUAGCUCACAUUCCUCCCCUGAAGCACAGAGAAGCUAACUGAAGCACAAUGACCCGCCAUGGAAAGAACUGCACGGCUGGAGCUGUGUAUACUUACCACGAGAAGAAGAAGGACACAGCGGCGUCUGGUUACGGAACUCAGAGCAUCCGGCUGGGCAAAGAUGCCAUCAAAGACUUCGACUGCUGCUGCCUGUCCCUGCAGCCUUGCCAGGACCCCGUGAUGACCCCAGAUGGUUUCUUGUAUGAGAAACAGGCCAUUCUUGAAUACAUUUUGCACCACAAGACAGAAACUGCCAAAAAGAUGAAGGCGUAUGAGAAGCAGAAGCAGGCGCAGAAGAGCAGCAGCCAGCUGGAGUCCAAGUCCGAGGAGCGCGAGAGGGUGGAGCGGUUCAAAACCAAAGAGAACAGCAUCGUGUCCAAACCCAUCAACCCCUUCACCUCCGGGCAGAACCCGGGUGGAGAGAAGAGCCGGACCAACGCAGCAGAGUCCUCCAGCUCCGCCCCUGUUGCCUCCUCCAGCCAGAGCCUGCCCUGCUUCUGGGUACCCUCCCUGACCCCCCAGUCCAAGCCCACCCUGCUCAAGAAGCCUAGUAAGACUGUGUUGUGUCCCAUGUCAGGACGACCUAUUAAGAUGAAUGAGCUGAUCACGGUGCGCUUCACGGCCCUGGACCCCAGCCUGGACCGAGUGGCCCUGCUCACCCGUCAGGACAGGUAUGUGUGUGCAGUGACCAGAGACGUGCUUGGCAACAGUGUUCCCUGCACUGUCCUGCGGCCCUCGGGGGCUGUGGUGACCCAGGAGUGUGUGGAGAAGCUGAUCAAGAAGGAUAUGCUGGAUCCUCUGAGCGGGGACAAACUGUCCGACAGGGACCUCAUUCCCCUGCAGAGGGGGGGAACGGGCUUCGCAGCCUCCGGGGUGGACCUCCGGGCCAAAGAGGCCCGUCCAGUGAUGAUGGUGUGAGGGGACUUUACUGUUCUUAUUUGAAAUAUCUGCAGGCUUAUCUUUCCUGUUCCUGCAGGUAACAUAGGUAGGCUUUUUUUCUAUCAUACAGUUAAAAACAAUACAUUUGAUAUCAUCUAAAUGACAUUUCUUUCUUUUUUUAACCCCGACCAUGUUUAAAAGACAGAAUUAUUCCGUGGAUUCUAGAUCAUUAGCUUAGUCUGUCUUUCUUCACUUUUCAAACUGAAGCUCUGCAGAAACACUGUACGUCCAUUUUGAGACAUGAGUAGAAUUGUAUGGACAGAUUAUUUUUGAUCAUUGUUUCUCUUGCUGUAAAAAUAAAAUAAAGUCUGUUUCACAAAGGAUUUUCAGCUGUUUAUCAUAAACCCUCCAAAUGUAGUGAUGCUGAGAUAAGUGUGAGACAUUCAGGAACUAUUUGUUCCUUUGUUUAAACUGUUAGCUGUUGUAUGUGAUGGACAUGUCACUGCCACUGUUUUCCAUUAAAUUGAUUAUUAUUCA